AUGGCACCAAGAGCAAAGUUGAGAUCUCCGUGGCACUCUGCUCUUUGCCUCAAAGCCUGGGUUUCUGCUCUCCAGCUCUCGGACUUUUCCUACAGCUUCGGUGGCCCCUUUUGUUCUGCGCUCGGAGGCUGGUGGCAGUGGCCCUGGUCGCUCUUUGCAGGAUUCCGAAAAGAAGACCUUCAAGAGGUCUUUGAGGAGGCUUGUCCGAAGCCAGGAGGCCCUGUUGAAGAGCGUCACGCAGACGCCUUGGAGGUGCUGCUUGCAGAGGAACGCUGCCCGUUUGUGGCUGCAUUUUUCUCGAGCUCCUCACCACUGUCUCAGUCGGCAAAGCUUGCCCUGACAGAGCAGAGGCUGGCGAGCUCUUUCCCGGCCUUGAGAUACAUCCGAGUCGAAACCGAGCAGAUGAGCAUUCGCACCUUUCUGCAGUGGGACAUCAACUACUUGCCCACCUACGUUUUGUUCUGGCCAUCAAACUCAUCGAGCCCGUGGCAGCGCUGGCAAUCUGGAAGGCAUGCCAAUCCGUAUGAUUAUGGAGAUGUGUCGGCGUGGAUCGUGCAAGCCACAGGGCUGGUCCCACAGAACAGCUCCCAUAUCUCGGCGGGGCCUGUCCCAGUGCGGGGGCUUUCCCGCUCCUCCCCCCUGGGCUUCGGCUGGGCUCUGGUGGCCAUCGCUGUGCUCCACCGACUUCUCAACCGGACACCCUUGGAAUGA
Messenger RNA from Symbiodinium sp. CCMP2456, 711 nucleotides. The record is from the annotation of a GenBank genome assembly. Lineage: Eukaryota; Dinophyceae; Suessiales; Symbiodiniaceae.